UCCCUCUCUUGCCUCCUCCCGUCAUGUGUGCCAUCUUAGGCCUUCACGGUAUUCAACAUCCCGCGGGAUGCAGAGCGCGUAUGAUCGCGCUCUCCAAGAAGUUGCGCCAUCGCGGACCUGAUUGGUCUGGCUGCUAUGUGGGGAAGGAGACCGUUCUUGUGCACGAGCGCUUGGCUAUUGUCGGUGUUGACACCGGCGCGCAGCCGCUCGUCAGCGACGACGGGAAGCUUAUCCUCGCCGUCAACGGUGAGAUCUACAACCAUCUCGCCUUGAAGAAGGACCUCCCGGACGCGAAGUUCAAGACACAUUCUGACUGCGAGGUCAUCCUUCCCUUGUACAAGAAGCAUGACAAGGACCUCUGCAACAUGCUCGACGGCAUGUUCUCCUUCAUACUCCUUGACGAGUCCGUCACCCCUUCCCGCGUCAUCGCUGCGCGCGAUCCUAUCGGCAUCACCACCCUCUAUCAGGGCUGGAGCUCCAAACAGCCCGGCGCGACCUGGUUUUCGUCCGAGCUCAAGGCCCUCGUCGAGGACUGCGACAAGAUCAUUUCCUUCCCUCCCGGCCACGUCUUCGACUCCCGCGACAACACCACUGUCCGCUACUUCAACCCAUCCUGGUGGGACGGUGACCUCGAGGGCGGCCGUAUCCCUCGCAACCCCGUUGACCUGACCGCGCUACGGGAAGGUCUCGAGGCUGCUGUUCGCAAGCGCCUGAUGUCCGAGGUCCCCUACGGUGUCCUUCUCAGUGGUGGUCUUGACAGCAGUCUUAUCGCGGCUAUUGCUGCCCGUGAGACGGAGAAGGUUGCGCAGGCACAGUACGAGCUUCGCCAGCGGAGGCUGCAGGAGAUCGCGAGCGGCCCAUCAACACCGACAAUGAAGAUGCUCGCUGAAGAAGCCUCCUUGGCGGCCUGGCCACGGUUACACUCCUUCUCUAUCGGUCUCGAGAACUCCCCCGAUCUUCUCGCCGCAAGAAAAGUCGCCGCGUACCUCGGCACGGUGCACCACGAAUACGUCUUCACUGUGCAGGAGGGUCUCGACGCGAUCCCCGAUGUGAUCUAUCACCUUGAGACCUACGACGUGACGACGGUCCGCGCGAGCACACCGAUGUACCUCUUGAGCCGGAAAAUCAAGGCGAUGGGUGUCAAGAUGGUGCUCAGUGGCGAGGGCAGUGAUGAGGUGUUUGGCGGAUACCUCUACUUCCACGCUGCGCCGGACGAUGUCGCUUUCCACCAGGAGAGUGUGCGCCGCGUGAAGAACUUGCAUACAUCUGACUGCUUGCGCGCCAACAAGUCAACAAUGGCUUGGGGCUUGGAAGCACGCGUCCCCUUCCUGGACAAGUCUUUCCUCGACAUCGCGAUGAAUGUCGACCCGAAAGAGAAGAUGUUCAGCAAGGGCUCGCAACAGCAGGUUGACGAGGACGGCUGCCCGAAGAUGGAGAAGUACAUCAUCCGGAAAGCCUUCGACUGCGCACCUGAUGGCAAGCCAUAUCUGCCUAAGUCCAUCCUCUGGCGCCAAAAGGAGCAGUUCUCCGAUGGUGUUGGCUACUCUUGGAUCGAUGGCAUUAAAGACCACGCUGCCGACGUUGUCUCCGAUGAAGCCUUCGCCAAGCGCUCCGAGCGCUGGACAACAGAUGUUCCGGAUACGAAGGAGGCCUACUACAUUCGCGAGAUCUUCGACGGCCUGUUCCCAACGGAGGCGGCUGCGAGCACGGCCGUCCGGUGGAUACCGCGUGGUGAUUGGGGUUGCGCGCCUGACCCCAGUGGUCGCGCUGUGGCCAUCCACAACGCGGCGUACGAGGGUGAGGCAUGAAGAGCAGGUGUACUACAUACUAUAGAGGAAUCUGUACUUUACCUGUGAACUAGCCAUGUAUCACUACUGUUGUACGAGCUAGUAGAGGACACAAACCCUGCUGUCAGGGAUACCGAGCUUGCAAUAGCAGUUGUUUGUGAAGGGA
This is a messenger RNA of Schizophyllum commune H4-8, 1953 nucleotides long. Its product is annotated as glutamine-hydrolyzing asparagine synthase. Gene Ontology annotation, molecular function: asparagine synthase (glutamine-hydrolyzing) activity. The record is from RefSeq and is a predicted model, not a curated record. The transcript has 7 exons. Gene Ontology annotation, cellular component: cytosol. Bases 24 to 1808 code for a protein of 594 amino acids. NCBI's taxonomy places the organism in Eukaryota, Fungi, Basidiomycota, Agaricomycetes, Agaricales, Schizophyllaceae.